GCGGGCGGGCGGCAGACAUGGCGGCCGACCUGAACCUGGAGUGGAUCUGCUCGCUGCCGCGCUCCUGGACGUACGGGAUCACCAGGGGCGGCCGCGUCUUCUUCAUCAACGAGGAGGCCAAGAGCACCACCUGGCUGCACCCGGUCACCGGCGAGGCCGUGGUCACCGGGCACCGGCGGCAGAGCACAGAUUUACCCACCGGCUGGGAAGAGGCAUAUACUUUUGAAGGUGCAAGAUACUAUAUAAACCACAAUGAAAGGAAAGUGACCUGCAAGCACCCAGUCACAGGACAGCCAUCGCAGGAUAAUUGUAUCUUUGUUGUGAAUGAUCAGACUGUUGCAGCCAUGACAUCCGAAGAAAAGAAGGAGCGACCCAUAAGUGUGAUAAAUGAAGCUUCCAAUUACAACAUGGCUUCAGACUAUACAGUGCAUCCCAUGAGUCCUGUGGGCAGAACGUCACGGGCUUCCAAAAAGGUUCAUAAUUUUGGAAAAAGGUCCAAUUCAAUUAAAAGGAAUCCGAAUGCACCUGUGGUCAGGCGUGGCUGGCUGUAUAAGCAGGUAAGUACCGGCAUGAAGCUGUGGAAGAAACGCUGGGUUUGUGCUUUCUGACCUUUGCCUUUUUUAUUACAGAGAUGAGAAGGAAGAGGGGAUUCUGGGAAGCAUCCUGCUGCCUAGUUUUCAGAUAGCCAUGCUUACCUCUGAGGACCACAUCAAUCGCAAGUACGCUUUUAAG
Messenger RNA from Peromyscus eremicus (cactus mouse), 732 nucleotides. RefSeq names its product pleckstrin homology domain-containing family A member 5-like. The record is from RefSeq and is a predicted model, not a curated record. The coding region runs from base 18 to 608 and encodes 196 amino acids. The transcript has 8 exons. Gene Ontology annotation, cellular component: cytosol. Gene Ontology annotation, molecular function: protein binding; phosphatidylinositol-3-phosphate binding; phosphatidylinositol-3,5-bisphosphate binding. Lineage: Eukaryota; Metazoa; Chordata; Mammalia; Rodentia; Cricetidae.